AGUCGUCUCGUGUGAAAUGCUUCCCUCUGCUUGUGUUUGAGGUACCCUCCGCCUGCCUGGAGCUGCACCUGCUUCCACUGCCCAGGAACCCGCCUCCACACCCCCCACUGCUGCCAAUCAACUCUGCCCAGCCUCAGCACUUCCAUGUCCUCCUCCAACCCGUGCUGGCCAGGGCCGAAGGCUCGUCUGUGAGCUCGGAGGAAAGAUGGAUCAUGUGAGUGGAGCUGAGAGGUUUAUGGAGCCGAGCUCCCGGGGCUGUAAAUCACCCUACCCUCCCGGGUAUAAAGCGCCCGUCCAGCCCGGCGUGGGACAGAGCCCUGACCCCCAGCUCAGCGCCGGCUCUCGGCGCAGCCAGUGAGCCCUCCGAGCCUCCUCGGGUCGCCCCGCCAUGUCGGAGGAGCUGGCCUCGGGCCCCAAGGAGCGCCCGCCGGCGCUGCGCGCGGGCCCCCGCGAGGUGUGGAAGAAGGGCGGCCGCCUGCUCUCGGUGCUGCUGGCCGUGAACGUGCUGCUGCUGGCCUGCACGCUGGUCAGCGGCGGCGCCUUCAACAAGGUGGCCGUGUACGACACCGACGUCUUCGCCCUGCUCACCACCAUGAUGCUGCUGGCCUCGCUCUGGAUCCUCUUCUACGUCCUGCGCACCGCGCGCUGUCCCGGCGCCGUCCCCUACCUAGACGCGCACGCCGGCCCCAUCUGGCUCCGAGGUGGGCUGGUGCUGUUUGGGACCUGCACGCUCGUCAUGGACGUCUUCAAGACCGGCUACUACUCCAGUUUCUUCGAGUGCCAGUCGGCCAUCAAGAUCCUGCACCCACUCAUCCAGGCUGUGUUUGUCAUUCUCCAGACGUACUUCCUCUGGGUCUCCGCCAAGGACUGUGUCCACGUCCACCUGGACCUGACCCGGUUCGGACUCAUGUUCACGCUCACCACCAACCUGGCCAUCUGGAUGGCAGCCGUGGUAGAUGAAUCCGUGCACCAAGCCCACUCCUAUGGCAGCUCUCACGGCAACACCAGCUACACCCGCCUCGCCCCUGACUUGGAGCGGGUGGGAGACACAGCCUGUUCCUGCAGCACGCCCGUCUGCCAGAUCUUCCAGCAGGGGUAUUUUUACCUAUACCCCUUCAACAUCGAGUACAGCCUCUUCGCGUCCACCAUGCUCUACGUCAUGUGGAAGAACGUCGGCAGGCUGUUGGCCGCCCCUCAAGGCCACGGCCAUGGCCACGGCCCCUCCCGGGUCAGUCUCUUCCGGGAAACCUUCUUCGCCGGCCCGAUCCUGGGCCUGCUGCUCUUUGUGGUGGGGCUGGCCGUCUUCAUCAUCUACGAGGUCCAGGUGAGCGGGGAGGGGGGCCGUACCCAGCAGGCCCUGGUCACCUACUACAGCUUCAACAUCGUCUGCCUGGGGCUCAUGACCCUGGUCAGCCUGAGCGGCUCGGUCAUCUACCGUUUCGACCGGCGCGCCAUGGACCACCACAAGAACCCCACCCGCACGCUGGACGUAGCCCUGCUGAUGGGGGCUGCCCUGGGCCAGUAUGCCAUCUCCUACUACUCGAUCGUGGCCGUGGUGGCGGGCACCCCCCGGGACCUGCUGGCGGGGCUCAACCUGGCCCACGCCCUGCUCAUGGUCGCCCAGCACACCUUCCAGAACGUGUUCAUCAUCGAGAGCCUGCACCGGGGGCCGCCCGGGGCUGAGCCCCCCCACACACCCCCCAAGGAGCCCUGCCAAGGCCUCACCUUCGCCAACCUGGACGCCCUGCACGCUCUGCCUGGCUGCCCACCCACCCCCAGCCUGGCCAACCCCAGCCCAGCAGGCCCUCCAGAGGUCGUGGCCAUGAUCUUGGCCCCCAGGGGCCACUGGAGACGCCGGUGCCUCAGAGACAUUUCUCUGUUUCUCCUGCUCUGCAAUGUCAUUCUGUGGAUCAUGCCGGCCUUCGGGGCGCGCCCUCACUUCAGCAACACGGUGGAAGUGGACUUCUACGGUUACUCGCUCUGGGCAGCCAUCGUCAACAUCUGCCUGCCUUUCGGCAUCUUCUACCGCAUGCACGCCGUCUCCAGCCUGCUGGAGGUUUACGUGCUGUCCUGAAGCCCUUCCGGAGCCUCACCGGCUCCUGGGCCCACUCGGAGCCGCUCCAGGAGAGAACCCCAGGCUGGCAGUCCCGGAACCACAGCGCCACCCAGCCCCUACUGGCCUCGCAGUGGAAUUUGCACCAAAGUUAUUUUUUUUUCCAGGAUGAGUUUUUAAAUCACAAUCAAGACUUGUCCAGACGCCCCAGCAUGGUGAGGUGACUCCUGCAGGAGAGGCGAGGGCUGGGGGUGCCGGCUGGGGCUCUAUCCCUCAUCUGCCCUGUGACCUGGGCAGUGCACUGUGCCUGGAGCUGGGCACCAAUAAACCUGCGAUUCGCCCCCUGACCCCCACGUCUCGUCUUCUGAGAUGCCCACAGAAGAGGAUCUUGGGGGUCAGAGCCGGAAGUACCCCCUGGAGAUUUUCAGUGGUUGAGCCAAGUUCAAAUUGUAGGCCAGAAAAAAAAGUGGGUAACUCGGAGGCUGGACGAGGCUGGGAGCUUCCAGGCCGCCACCUUCCCUUCCCCUUUAUCUCCAGGUGACACACACGUGUACUCGUAAUUUAUUCCAUGACAUGAGAGAGGUGGGCGGGGCCGGCCUAGUUCAUUGUCCACAUUUCACAAAGAAGGAUGCAGAAGCCGGGGAGAGGCAGUGGCCUGGGAGAGGUCACACAGCUACAGAGAGCCGGAGCCUUGCUUCCCGGGCGGCUGAUGCCUUCCCCCUUCAAGUUACGGGUUGCAGGAACCCACGCCCAGGGCACAGACACGCAGGGGGCAGCUCGAGCUGGACAGGACGUGGGAGACUCAGACCUCCCGCGCCUGGACCUCCCCCAGGGCCCACAGGUGCAGGGAAGUGCUCAUGAGGGCCGGCCCGAGAAGGUUGCAGGGCGGGAAAGCAGGCAAUCGGGACGAGGAGGAGCCGGUGGCAGCCAGAGUCCUG
This is a messenger RNA of Oryctolagus cuniculus (rabbit), 2991 nucleotides long. Lineage: Eukaryota; Metazoa; Chordata; Mammalia; Lagomorpha; Leporidae. The record is from RefSeq and is a predicted model, not a curated record.